Molecule: messenger RNA, 1430 nt
Organism: Boeremia exigua
Lineage: Eukaryota; Fungi; Ascomycota; Dothideomycetes; Pleosporales; Didymellaceae
Product: autophagy protein 5
Exons: 3
Coding region: 113-1054 (313 amino acids)
Biological process (GO): autophagy of mitochondrion; C-terminal protein lipidation; cellular response to nitrogen starvation
Cellular component (GO): cytoplasm; Atg12-Atg5-Atg16 complex; phagophore assembly site membrane
Source: RefSeq, a predicted model, not a curated record
CUGCAGCCGAGGUCCCUUACACCUAUGUACUCCCCGCGCUAUCCGCCCUACCCCACAACCAAUCUAGUCACUCAAGCCAGACUCGGUCCGUCUACAUCCUACGCCGUUGUUGAUGUCUUCGAGGGAUGUCACAAGUAGACUGCGAGAGAGCGUUUGGAAUGGCAGCAUACCUCUAGAGGUGCGGUUGCACAAUGAAGAUUGUAGGACCUACGAUGAUUCCGACCCAUACAUAAUCCAGUUUCCCAGGCUCUCGUAUCUCGGACUACUGAAUCGAAGGCUGCAUGCCUUCUUUUCGCCAAAUUUGAUUUAUCCUGACGUCUCUCCGGCGGAUCUGUGGUUCUCAUAUGAAGGUGUCCCACUGAAGUGGCACUACCCUCUCGGACUGUUGUACGAUCUCUACUCUGGAGCGGAGCCAGCGAAUGCAUCAGAUUCAUCGUCUCCGACUCAUAGGACUGAGCCGCCCGAGGACGAUCGCCGCCACCUGCCAUGGAAACUCACAGUCCACUUCUCAAGGUACCCGGCGGAGCAACUCGUCCAACUUGACGCCGAAGACAAAGUCAUGCAUGAUCUCUUCAGGAACGGGGUUAAGGAAGCCGACUACUUAAGAACCGGAACAGGGAAAACUGUUAUGUUCUUGAGUGAGAAAGAUAGCACACAGCUAUGGGAUGCGGUCAAACAGCACGAUUUCUCCCUGUAUAAUCCCAUCAACCAGAAGCUGCUGAAUCCGCAAGGUGCCACAUUACGCCACCUGCCAGUGCGAAUUUAUCUCCCACAUGCUGCGGAUAGUGAUGACCAGAAGGCAGCCAGCCCCGGCAGCCUCAGGGUCGUGCAAAGUCUUGUCACGCCAAAACUCUCAUCUCGACAACCACAAACUGUCGGUACAGCAUUGAACCAAAUUCUCCCUACUCUGUUCCCUAGCAGACGCAGUCCACUUCUAGCACAUGCAGUUUUGCAUGGGGCAGUCGUUCCCUUAAGCACUAACGUCGAAGACCUAGUGCGCGCAACUGCGUACCUGGAUGGGUGGCUCCACAUUUCUAUAGUGAUGAUGGCGUGAGAAAGAUGCUUAUAGACUACAUAGAGCUGUUAAUGCGAACCCCGCGAUCCCACUUGACAUCCACUGUAUAGCACAACAGUCUAGCUUUCUCCACGCGCUGCACGGGCCAAGAGGGUCGACCACGCAUGCCUUGGGAAAGGAUUGCGAUUACACUGAAGAUCUCCAGGCAGACGUGUGGGCCGUGCCAAAAACAAUAUCGAGCAUGGAUACCUGGGUAGGUACAUGGCAACGUCGAUGAGCGGUGACGCCGAAAGGAAUUUACGCUUAUUUCUGAAGAUGGGGCCGUGCGCAGUCGUCUGAUUGGCCAGUACGCUGAACCAGUGUCCUAUUCGGGCAUCUAGCCGUGCCCUCGACCGCUCUUCCUCACUCGCAGCUC